UUUCAUUAGGCCGCGGGAGUGUACGGUACCAUCCCUGGCCCCGGCGUGGGAGGCUUUGACCGGCGGGCAGUGAGAGAGAUGGCAGCGGCGGCGCACGCCUGGAGGAGAAACAUCAGCGAGCAGCUGCGGCACCGGGACCGCCUGCAGCGUCAGGCCUUCGAGGAGCUGAUCCAGGCGUAUAAUAAGCUCCUGGAGAAGUCUGACCUGCAGACUGUCCUAGCUGAGAGGUUUCAGGGGGAGAAAUAUGACCUUUACAACCGACAAGACGUUAGCCCAGGUUCUGAUGGUGCACGUAAUGAGACAGCACAUGAAAUUGCCCAGAUGCGGAUUCACCACCAGGAGGAACUCACGGAACUCCACAAGAAACGAGGAGAGCUUGCCCAAAAUGUGAUUGAACUCAAUAGCCAGUUGCAGCAAAAGGACAAAGAAAUCCAUGCAAAUGAAUCAAAGAUGAUGGAAUAUGAGAAGCAAAUACAACAACUGAGUAACGAUUGCCAGGAGCUGAGAAACAAGCUCCAGGAGCUGGAGCAAGCCAACCAGACUCUGAAGGAUGAAUAUGAUGCCCUCCAGAUCACCUUCACUGCUCUUGAAGAGAAACUGCGGAAAACCUCUGAUGAAAACCGAGAACUAAUCUCACGGUGGAUGGCUGAGAAAGCACAAGAGGCUAAUCGGUUGAAUGCAGAAAAUGAGAAGGAUACUUGGAGACGGCAGGCAAAGCUGAAAAAGGAUCUUGCAGAGGCUGCUAAAGAACCAUUGAAUAUUGAUCCAGAUGAUGAUAUCGAGGUGUUGGGUGAAGAAGGACCUGAUGCAUCUGGAGAAACAUCACCUGUGCGAGGUACACACAGAACCUCCAGAAGGACUUCGCAGACACCUGGUCUCUUGGAUUCUAUCAGUAGUAUCUUUGGAAAACGUUCGCCCACGUUACAUGGGACUGUGACCGAAUGUCCCAGUGUGCGCACAGGUCCAUGCAACGAGAUGCGACUUCCCACUUUGGCACUGCACGUAUUUGAUGCUCAUGAUGGAGAGGUUAACGCAGUCCAGUUCAGCCCAGGAUCUCGAGUGGUGGUGACUGGUGGUACGGACCGGAAGGUUAAACUAUGGGAGAUCUUGUCAGGAAAAUGUGAGUUGAAGGCUUCACUCACUGGCAGCAAUGCCGGCAUUACCAGCCUUGAAUUUGACAGCACAGGAGCAUACCUCCUAGCUGCCUCCAAUGACUUUGCCAGCAGAAUCUGGACGGUCGAUGAUUCUCGGCUGCGGCACACACUGACAGGACACAGUGGGAAAGUGCUGUCUGCAAAAUUUCUUCUGGACAAUGCCCGAGUAGUGUCAGGAAGCCACGAUCGGACGCUCAAGCUGUGGGACUUGAGUCGUAAAAUCUGUACCAAGACAGUCUUUGCUGGUUCGAGCUGCAAUGAUAUUGUUUGCACUGAGCAAUGUGUUAUGAGUGGGCACUUUGACAAGAAGAUUCGUUUCUGGGACAUCAGGACAGAGAGUAUUGUGCGUGAGAUGGAACUGCAGGGUCGUAUCACAGCACUUGAUCUCAAUCCGGAACGCACAGAGCUACUCACCUGCUCCAGAGAUGACUUGUUAAAAAUCAUUGACCUACGUGCGAAUGUUAUCAGACAGUCCUUCAGUGCACAAGGAUUCAAGUGUGGAUCAGAUUGGACGAGGGUAACAUUCAGCCCGGAUGGAAAAUUUGUUGCUGCUGGGUCUUCAGAUGGAAUACUUUACGUGUGGGGUGUUGAAUCUGGGAAGAUAGAAAGAAGUCUGGGAAAGCACCACAGCUCUUCUGUAAAUGCGGUGUCCUGGUCCCCGUCUGGAGAACAUGUGGUUAGUGUGGAUAAAGGAAGCCGUGUGGUACUCUGGUCAGAAGCUUAACCUAAGGUGGCCAGAAGAUAACUGAGAGGUGCUCUUAUACAUGUGCAACUUCCAGCCGCAUGCAGGAGACUGACCUGUGGCAUUCUCCGAGCCACAGCACGCAGUGUGGCAGAGUGAGACUUCUCCCACGUAUUGGUGCCACUGGGAGGGCAUUCAGACAACGACAGUGAGCUUUUGUACAUUUACAAUCAUUUAUGAGAAGCACACUCUCCACCUGCUGGAGUAUCUUGCUUUAGGAAUUAUAUGGAGGGUCUGUGCUGUGUACCAGCUGCUGUGAUUGACUUUGGAGUAUGGAGCCGUCCUACUUGCUGCAGGGCAGCCACCCAAGAUGUCCAGUUGUUUUCUCUGCCAACAGCUUAGGUUUUCUUGCUGCCUUGUCAAGGCGGGAUUUUAUUACCAUUGUGUCUGUUUUACUCCCUUUCCUACUCUAUUUCCCUGACCUGAAUAAGUAUGUUUUUCUUUAUUUCCUUGGAAAGCGUGGCAGAGGCAUAUUCUAAUAGUAUGGAAUGGUUACAGCUGAUGUGUCUUCAAUUAUUUAUGUUCAUUGGUGAAAUAGCUUAAGUGAGGAAUAGAUGCCCUGUGAAGGUGGGGAAAAGUUGUGCUGUUUAGUUUGCUUUUCCUAGAUGGGAAAUCACAUAUGAUAGCAUUCCCCUCAAAAGAGGCAAUUUAAUAUUUCCAACUGGGCAAAUUAGCAUUUCCAUUUGCAUUUGUCUUUUGCAUGCAGGCAGCUCUGGAAAGGCUGCAUUUAUUAUUCAUCCUGAUUGCCCUUCACAUUGCAUGUAGCAUUCCUUGGGGUGAUGAGUAAGGUUCACGAAUCAUUCACUAGUGAUCCCAACUAAGAGAAUAUGCACACCACUGGCACUGGUAACCAAACUACACAAUCUCCCUCUGCUUAUCUUCAGAAAUACACUGACAUGCCUUUCCCUGAUCUGUUUAGUCGCACAUCUCUCUUUAACUGUUGUGUCUUCCUUUCUCACUCCAUUUAAUCUCAUACUAUGUUUUCCAUCAUUUGAUGAAUUGACAAGUGUUUGCACUUAGUGGCACACCAAUUGAUUUUCCUUUUUUUUUAAUGUUCUGUAAGUUGAUCUCGUUCCCUGUUUCAUUUGUACAUGUACAGCGAACCAGCUUCCAGUUUCGCACAUUGGAAUGUGCAUCUCUGGAAUAGUCAGAGUAAUCUCAAGUUUCAAAUGUCUCUUCAGAAGGCUGAAUGCUGACGGCACUGCCAGAGUAAUGCUAACUUUGACUGAUGGUGGAGGACCUUGGGAUGGAUUCUCUGGCAUUUCAGGCAUCAAUUUGGUGCCUUAAAGCUUGCCGCACUGCUCCUGGGCUGAGUAGAGGAAUGACCAACUUGGGCUUCCAGGCCUGAUCAUUGCACUGUGAUUGGUGAACAUGGGCAUUGGAUGGAGUUGGGGGUGUUGCUGAUCCCAUGGAAUGCUAACACUGUUUGUCUAGACAUGUGUAGUCAUAAGUUGAGCAUUAAAUGAUUGGAAAGUGCCUGAUCCUGGCAAGAGUUGGUAUCCUCAGAAGAGAAAGGAAAGAAGCGGAGUUUAGUAUAAAUUAAAUUUAAACGCCAUUUUGACCAUUUCUAAAGCUAAUGCACACUUCGGCCAGAAGCUUCUGAUGAUGUAAACACAAUACAACUUCUUGUGGCUGAAGCUCAGAUCGAAGUUUCUGAUGACUUACAUACUGCCAGUCAGUCCCAUCUCUCAUUACUAACACCUAUGCCAAACACUUUUUAAAAAAAAAAGCAGUAAUUUGCACUACUUUGAGAUAAAUGGUGGUAUCCAUUUAUCAUGACUACAGAUUGUGCUUUGUAGUGAUGCUUAAUGGUGAUCAGAGAUGAAAAGAAAAAGCUGUGGAGACCAGCAGACCCUUUGUUAGUGAGGAAGCUCGUUGGCCACUGUUGACACCUUGACUACAGGACACUAUUGGUGCAGACUAGAAUGUAGCCUGUGCUGAUGUGGGCUUCUGAAAUCUGGGUUCAGAUCCAGUCCCAGCCAGUGAGAUGAAAGGUAGUCAAAUGGGAGUGACACUAGCUGCCCAGUUCCUGUUGGGUGUGAGCUAAGGAUAGAAUAUUACCCACAAAUUGCACUAAAUUGAUAGGUUAAGAACCUGGAAAUUUUAUCACAGUGGAGAUGCUUUUGAGAUAUCAUGCUGUAAGUGGCCUGACUGUUUAUUGGAAAAGUAUAAAGGGAUGUUUAUUCUAGUGCCUGGGGUUUCUGAUCUGGGAUGUUUUGGAUAUUGCAGAGGAGUUUUUAUUCUGUAUCGAACUAGGUUGAAUGUAAUUUUGAAAUGGCUGGGGCAAUAUUGAGGGAGCCAUGUUCUCUCUAAGCAGGGAAUGCUAACUGGAACAGUGGGACUUUGUUCUGUAUCAAGGCCAUUGUAACCUGACUUGAGUCCAGUGCACUGUUUAAAUGCAGAGUAAAUCUUCCUCCGUUAUGGUGUGUUACAUCUUUAGCAUCAAUUAUGUACUCAUCACCCUGUUGGCAGAAUGUUUGUGCUGGGUCCAGUUUUCAGCAAGAACUGAGAUUGCAAGCUCAGUUAACAUGAAUUUGUUUUCAAAAUAAGGACAAACUUGGGAUAAAAAUUCAAUCAGUUUUGCUGAAUUUAAACUCUUGUUAAUAAAGGCUGGGAGCUAAUUGACUGCAUCAUUUGAUCCUCUAUUUCUGGUCUUAGAACUCAGUUAAUCAAAAUAAAAUUUAUAACAUGUGAAAGCAUGUAAGAUUUACCAGAGAAACCCAAACUGCCAGUUCUUUGGUGUUUUCCCAUCCAAUUUGUGUAUGGUAGCUUUGAAGAAGCUGUCCCUCCUGUGGAUGUCAGCCAUGUUGCUCUGUUCCAUAAUGCUUUAAUAAUUCCAUGAUAAUGUUUUAAUCUAGCUUCAGGUCCCGUCUCUACUCCACCACAGACGUAGCAUUUACAGCUUUUGAGGAGCAACCCUGGUGAGAUUGGGUGUUAGGGCUGGGGCAGUGAUCAUUAACACUCUCUGGUAGUUCAAGACUUUGUUCUUUGCCUUCACAGCUGCACACUUCAAACAUCUGCAGCCUUCCAUUACAACUGAUCCACAUGGAAGAGAAUGCUGAGUUUUGUUGUGAGUGCCUGUUGCAUGUACAGCCUGCUGCCUGUGUGACCCACCCACAGUUGGGAAGAGAGCAAACAAGCAUCUCCUGCCAUAGCUGAAUGCACAGAUACAAAGCUUUUCUUGGCUACUACAGUUUUACCAAAUGUGCUAUUCAGAGAUUGCUUGCACUGUGACUGUAGAAGAGUUAAUGCCCCUGUACUGGUUUAGAGAGCAACAAUGGCAGGAUUUGACCUUUUUUCUGUAUGUGUAGUUAAGUGGCAUGUUCUGAUUACCUCGUUUAUAUUGAUGCUUUAAGAGUCCUCUACACAGUCUUAUUUGCACUUUAUAUUUUUUUUUCCUGAAAAACAUGGCAUUGUAACUGCCUAAUUGCCUGGCUGAGAUUCAGUUCACUUGUGUCUGAGUCCCAAUAUCAUCACCAAUUUGCUCUGUAACUCUGCCAGUGCUGCUUUGUAACAAAUGUUGUUUUUAAAAUAAAAUAAGUUGUAAAAAGCAA
Molecule: messenger RNA, 5450 nt
Organism: Stegostoma tigrinum
Lineage: Eukaryota; Metazoa; Chordata; Chondrichthyes; Orectolobiformes; Stegostomatidae
Gene: atg16l1
Product: ATG16 autophagy related 16-like 1 (S. cerevisiae)
Exons: 18
Coding region: 79-1878 (599 amino acids)
Biological process (GO): negative stranded viral RNA replication; autophagosome assembly
Cellular component (GO): autophagosome membrane
Molecular function (GO): DNA binding; protein binding
Source: RefSeq, a predicted model, not a curated record